AUGACAGAUGUUCAAAAUGACAUGGCCUGGAGACACCAGAUGCUAUCCGAAGUGCAGCCGCUGGACCGGCCAACUGCUUCUCCAUCAGAGUUGAAGUUCGUUUGCAGAAAUCCUUUGUCCUGGAACUACGGUGUGGAGGUCAAGCUAGCUUCAUCCAAGAGCUCGGCAUCCUCCAGCAUGCAAAGCUCAGCGAAAAGCUACAGCGCUAGCUCAAGAAGCAAGAGUUCGCUUCGAAGUAGCAGCUAUGCCUCACUCACUUCAGGACCAGCAAGGUCCAGCCUUUUAUCUAUGGAGUUGGACCAUGAGCGCAAAAUGAGAGAGGCCAUGGAGCGUGAGGUGCAAGAGUUGAAGGCCAAGCUUUCACGCAUGGAUCCUUCCAUGCUGCCUGCAGCCGGACUUGCAUCCAAGCAGGGGAAGGGGCCGAAAGUGCCAUGUUGGCAAGAUCAAGAGUCUCUGGAUGGAGGGAAAUCAAAGCCUUCCGUGCGAAGGGCCGCGAAAGACGGUUUUGAGCACAGCCAGAUACUCCAACCCUAA
This is a messenger RNA of Durusdinium trenchii, 534 nucleotides long. The record is from the annotation of a GenBank genome assembly. Lineage: Eukaryota; Dinophyceae; Suessiales; Symbiodiniaceae.